Messenger RNA from Tribolium castaneum (red flour beetle), 3968 nucleotides. RefSeq lists its product as uncharacterized. The record is from RefSeq and is a predicted model, not a curated record. NCBI's taxonomy places the organism in Eukaryota, Metazoa, Arthropoda, Insecta, Coleoptera, Tenebrionidae. The transcript is spliced from 14 exons. Gene Ontology annotation, biological process: positive regulation of DNA-templated transcription; protein autoprocessing. Gene Ontology annotation, molecular function: sequence-specific DNA binding; DNA-binding transcription factor activity. Gene Ontology annotation, cellular component: nucleus; endoplasmic reticulum membrane. Bases 590 to 3559 code for a protein of 989 amino acids.
CUUGACAUUUCUUGCAAAAACCGUGGCCACUUGAUCAAAAUGAUGGAAUUAUUGUCCACCCCCUCCCUCCCCCUUCGCGCCCAUCACUGUAUCGACCAAACGCAGUUGUCAACGAGCAUUUACACGCGAUCCCGACAUUAUCCCGAAAAUCAAGUAGGCCCUUUUCGCAAAAAUCCUCCAUCUUUGCUAUAUUUUGUCGGCCGUCCAUUUCCCACCGCAUCGAACGAAUCAGAGCAGCGAUCGAUUUUUGCGCGUGUUUCCCAUUGGUCGGUCACGCGUCCAAGCUCCGCCUCUUCCAAUCCAAUGUGGAAAUUUUCGAUUUCGUUCCCCUCCCCCACACAAGUUGCCGGGCAACGGCUGGUGGGUUAAAUAUCGUUUAACUCCUUAAGUAUUUUAUUAAAUAAUCCAGUUAUCUUUGCAACAGAUUGUUGUGUGUUUUGUUUUCUGUAAAAUUGACGCCUACUGGAUGCGGCGGCGAAAAUGACAUGAUUGUGUGACGUAAUUGUUUUGCACUUUCGGGAAAUAUAAAUUUUUGUUUGUUUUUGGUGUUUUUUUUUGUUCUGUUUGGAAUGUGUCAGUGAUUGGAAUUAUGGAAUUUUGGGAUAUGGACGAUCGUAGAGAGAAUAGACAUCGUAGUGGGCCAGGUCGCGGUUCGGACUUUGUCAGCGGCAUCGAUAACGAAGCCCUUGACUUUUCCCAAUUGGAAGACUUCAUAAACAGCGAAGGCUCCCAAAGUACGAACCCUUAUUUCAACGAAUCGCUAAAUUCGACGCCACCUUCAGGUAAACUACUGAAUGUUAUUGUGGAAAACAAGCGAAAUGCGGGCCAUUCUUUGCCCGAAAGCCCUCCUGAUAGCAGUUCAGAGCACCCUUAUAGCCCCCAAGAGGGUUGCGAGCCACUUAACCCCUCUGAGAAUAUUUACACCACUUUGGGGCCAAAUAUCUACAAACCAGUUAUUGGCCCCAUGUUGGGCGACAAUUUAAUUUUGGGCUCACACAUCGUAGUAGCCGAGCAAAAUGGGAUCAUGCAAGAUACGGGAUUGAUGAUCCCUGAGGAUUCGAAUCAGAAUUUUACAGAUAGAGGGAUAUAUAAAGGGGAUGAGAAUUUGGUACAUUUGGGCUAUACCCCGGCUAUUGAAAAUAACUUGUGUGAACCGAAUUUGGAUAACAUACAAACGGUUUAUACGAAUUUACAAAGUGCCCCCAAAAAACGAAAAUUAUCGCAAGAUUCGCCUUUGGUCAAAAGUGAGCCGGAAAAUUGCACGACGAGUCAAUUGAGCCCUCCUGGGCCUCUUUCCACACCGUUGGAUGAAGAGUACGCAUCUUCUGAAGCUUGCCUUUCUGAAUCUCAAUAUCAAUGUAUUAGAUUUAGCCCUUUUCAACAGCCACAAUGGCACGCACUCUGCGAUCAAAGUUUGACCGAAUUGCCGGUACCACAUUAUCGAGUUGAUGCCGAUAAAGGCUUCAAUUUUUCAAACGCCGACGAUGCCUUUGUAUGCCAGAAAAAGAACCAUUUCCAGAUAACUUGCCACGUCCAAUUAUUGGGUGACGCACAAUUUGUUAAAACUCCCGACGGUUUCCAAAAGAUCUCAAGCUUCCAUCUACACUUUUACGGUGUUAAACAUGACUGUCCGACUCAAACGAUACGAGUUGAGCAAAGUCAAAGUGAUAGAAGCAAAAAACCAUUUCAUCCCGUUUUGGUCGAACUUGUGAAUUCACAAGUAACAAAGGUCACAGUAGGCCGAUUACAUUUCAGUGAAACAACGUCGAAUAACAUGCGAAAAAAGGGUAAACCGAAUCCUGAACAGCGAUAUUUUCAGUUGGUUGUAGGUCUACAUGCACAUACUACAAAUGGUAAUUUUCCGGUUAUAAGUCACGCGAGUCAAAAAAUAAUUGUGAGGGCUUCAAAUCCUGGCCAAUUUGAAAGUGACGUUGAAUUGUGUUGGCAAAAAGGCCAGACGCAAGAGGACUCAAUUUUUCAUAAUGGGAAAGUUGGUAUUAAUACGGACAGACCGGACGAAUCAUUGGUCGUCCAUGGUAAUAUUAAAGUAACUGGACAUAUUAUACAACCAAGUGACAUAAGGGCGAAGAAAAAUAUCGUCGAAUGUGACACGGCUGAGCAGCUACGAAACGUCCAAAAACUCAGAGUUGUUAGGUAUGACUACGAACCGUCGUUUGCAUCUCAGUUAAGUCGUGAUUCACAACACUCGGAUACCGGUGUGAUAGCUCAGGAAGUGGCUAAAAUCCUCCCGGAAGCGGUCAGACCGGCUGGUGACCUUGUCUUAAAGAAUGGUCAAUCCAUUGAUAAUUUUUUGGUAGUCAACAAGGAGCGCAUUUUUAUGGAAAAUAUCGGUGCUGUUAAGGAAUUAUGUAAAGUGACUGAUAAUUUGGAGACUCGAAUCGAUCAAUUAGAACGAAUCAAUCGCCGAUUGAAUAAAUUGAAACGUGGUGAUAGUCUCAAAUCGACUAGUACAGUGAGUAGCUUGAAACAUUCCAAUUCAAUGCAAAAAUGUUCCAAACAUCAUUGUGACCGUGACGACGAACUCUGUUCGAAUAAAUUUAUUCAAAUAAUUAUCGUCAUUCUGGUUCUUAUAAUGGCAUUUUGUUUGGCCGCUAUAACAACCUUGUACCUGAUGGAAGCCUCACGACACAACCAAUUCGUCCGAACUAACCUCCAACAAACCCAUCGGUCGUCCAUAGUAACCAAACGACAAAUGAAAGUGCCGAAAAACCAUCAAUCACGACACACCGAAUACCACAAAACAAGUAACAAUAAUUACAAAGACGAUGACGUCACACGUAUCACCAUAGAUCCGAGUUUAACGAAACGGCCUUCGGCUAUCAUCGGCCGACCACCCGAUUGUCUAUCGGUUGAUCAAGACCUUGAAAGUAGCCAUCUUUGUCAGAUUUAUUGUUGCGCAGCAACACAACCACCGGUAAUUCCCCCACCGGAAUCGCCCAAUUCAAUUUAUGGCGAUAAAUCAACGAAUCGUACAGUCCUAAAUCUAGAACAAGCGAAAUUAGCCACGCCAUUUCACUCGACAACCAAUGAGAUUGACAAACGACAAAAACGAGACGCUUAUGAUUUGACAGGCGAGAUAAGUUCGUUUGACAUGCCAGAUGACCAGAUUUUCUUGAUUAUUGUUCAAGGUCGUAACUUUAACACGACCUUGACGCAUAAAUAUCUAAUAGCUCAGCCUGAGCCGCAUAAUUAUUCCUAUUCCGUUCCUAUUUCGAAAUAUAUGCCCGACGAGUUCAUUAAUCUCAUAUUCAGAUCAACUCAAGAAUCGAUCAAGGAGGUCGAGUAUUGCAAUAAUAACUAUAAGGAACGUGGAUGUGCCUUUGAGAAGCCGCAAACAAGACAUAAAGUCAAUGAGCACAGUCCGAGUCAGUUGAUUAGUACACAAAGUGUCAUUUUUGAGGUCAAUAUGGCCGAUUUUCAGUCGAAAAUUAUGACGUACCGAGCGUCGAGUCGAGCCAAUCAGAAUACGUGUAAAUUGAGCAACUUGGAUGAAUUUAUCGAAUAUAAUUUCCAUUUCUACCGGCACUGUGAUGAAUAAACGAUACGUACUACUCAAAAAAAGGAAACUAAGAACAAGAAAUGCAUGACAUUUAUUUAUUUACGUGUUUUUUUUUAAAUAUUAUAUUUUUUUAAUUGUUUUAUCAAAGUGUUCGAUGUUACUACAGCAUCACCUAGUUGUAGAAGUACCUGUAUCUGAAAGAUUUGAACACUUUUCUAGUUAGUGUAAAAUGAAAAAGCACCAAAAAAAUAUUGUAGCGUUUUUAGAUUAUGACUCAUAUAAUGUACUUAAUUUUCUCGUCCGUCCAAUAAAUUGUAUAAUGUGUAGAUUAGACUUUUAUCGUAUUGUAAAAUAUUUUUCUUGUUUGACAAAUUUUUAUUAUUUUAUAGAAUUAAAAAUAUAAAUGAACAAAUACUAGUUUUAGCGUAAAUAUCAUGUAUUAUUGCAA